AUGAUGAAGCGGAUGAACACAGGAGUACAAUCGAUAGAGCUGCAGUUUUGUAACGAGCAAGAAGAGUACUGCGUGCGUAACGACACACACAACGUGAUGCCCUCCGAGCAUUAUGGGAAAUCUGGAACACUGCAACGAUGGGAGAAGGAGAAGAAUACAACGUCAUCACUGUUCCAUCAAAGGCUGUCGUUGCAACAGGUGCUGCGUGUCCUUGUGGUGUUAUGGCUACUACUGCCCAUACCAAACCCAUUCCUCUGCUAUGCCGAAGCUUUUGGCAUACAUAUUGUGACAAACAUUACCGAUUGCUUUCCUAAUAUUGUGGUCUCCCCCAGUCAAACAACACAAUACUGCGAUGUGGAGAAUGCCGAAAUUCUGGGUGUAUCCAAGUUUAUAAGGACUGGGUAUUUUAACUCUGUACUAACAUUCUUUCCUGCAUGGCCACUUUCUGUGAAGGGAAAAUAUCUCAUUUCAUUUGUGCCCAACAGUGAAGCUUUGUCAGGGGAUAUGAAACUUGUCGCUGUGAACAGUAUUCCGGGAAAGGCUUAUGAUCAACUUUCGAACAGAUUCCCCUUGAAGUUUAUGAAUAUCAAAGAAACAAAGGCAUGGUUUGCUUCUACCAGUGCCUAUUAUGGGUUGAAGACAACGGCGCGGACAAACUUCCUAAAUUCCAGUAACAUUCAGAACUACCUGCUGGUUCCUCCUCAGUCAGACUGUGAUGCCAUGGCAAAAAAAUGUAGUGCUGCUACUGGAUGCUACAAUUUGGCGAUUUCUGCACCCUUUCCCAUUCCUGGGAACUAUUCAGUAUGCUUAACAGCGAGUGGAUGGCGAGGCCACUACUUGCCGUGGGGUGCAAUUCCCCUCGAAGUGAGGGUGCUGGUGCCAAGCGAACUGUAUGUGAACGCUCUCGGGAAAAACACGCUGUUGCUCCAGGACGCAGUGACAGGUGCGAAUGGGGCUGAUAUGAACAGUGUGUUCCUGGUGAAGUGCCCAGAGAGUGGGUGUUCACGCGUGAAGCUAAACAGUGGUGAUCUAAUAGUGAGUGUUGAUGUGUGUAAUGGGACCGCUGUCACGGAUCGUGUGUACUUCUCUGCUGAUGGUACUCUCAAUUCUACAACGGCAGGUGACUACGCUGCCUGCGCGGAUUACGGUGCAGAGGUUGGUAUUCCCCCAGCUGCACUUCCAGUAAGAGUAUUGCAGGAUCCCUUUGCUUUCAGUGUCACUGUGAAGGCAAACACGUCGGUGACGAUCAAUGUGCGUGGGGGUGAUCUCUCAUGGAGGAAAGAGUCAUAUGAAGUGUGUGCGCUGCCACCGGAUACACGGUGUGAAUCUGUGGCUACUGUCGGGAAAUUUCUGUGUCAGAGUAGUCUCUUCCCAAAUUCUCCAUCUGUUAAUUUUGACAUCUCGAGUUUGCAAAGUAAGUAUAAACUGGGUCCUGACAAUGUGACAUUUUGCUUUGUUGCAUCUAAUGUGACAUUUAACGGCCGCCGUUAUGUUUUGUCGCAUGAUGUGAGGAAACCGUUUUUUCCGGAGGUUGAUUCAACAGCUCCUGUACCGGAGGGUGACUCAGCAGUGGUGCCAAGCUCGAAUAAAUUAUCUGUUGGUGCCAUUGUUGGUAUUGUUAUCGCAGUUGUGGUUGUUCUUGUUAUUGUGGCUGUCAUUCUGUUUUUUGUACUGCGUCGGCGACAACAACAAGAACAACAACGAAAAGAAAAGGUGCGGAAGGAUGCUAUGGAGUCUCAGUACACAAGUAAAACAGUUGCCAAGAAGAACACUCGGAACCCUCUGAAAUCUGCUACAAGGGCUGGAUCUUCAACAUAUUCUGCUGGAUCUAGAUAUUCAUUUGGUUCUGUACAACGUGAUAAUAACGCCCAGAAUACUGAUGAUACUGUUAGCAGCGUACUGUCUUGGGGUGACGCUGGACGCAGCGAAGGACAGAUGCGGGAUUCACCCGUACCUUUUUACGAUACAUAUUCAGCACAUAUUUAG
Molecule: messenger RNA, 1986 nt
Organism: Trypanosoma theileri
Lineage: Eukaryota; Euglenozoa; Kinetoplastea; Trypanosomatida; Trypanosomatidae
Exons: 1
Coding region: 1-1986 (661 amino acids)
Source: RefSeq, a predicted model, not a curated record